UGAAAAGUCUUUGGUUCACACUAUCAUUUGAUGCUAUCGUCCUGGAAGCAAGAACUUGGGUUUCCUCUCCGCUCAGUACACUUUGUUUCGAACCAUCCUCGCACUCUUGUUUAAUCCUCUGCUGCUCACGAAUCAAGCCAUGCCCCUGGCGGAGCUCUUUCUUGGCUCCUUUCUUCAAGUGCUGUUUGAUAGGUUGGCCUCUCGCGAGCUUCUCUACUUUGGGCAGCGCGAGGGUAUCGAUACGCUGCUGAAGAAAUGGGAGAAGAUGCUAAUCAGUAUCAACCAGGUGCUGGAUGAUGCAGAGGACAGACAACUGAUUGGUGAUCUUGGGGUGAAGUUGUGGCUCGAAGAUCUCAGGAACUUGGCCUACGAUAUUGAAGACUUGCUAGACGAGUUCGCCACAGAAUCUGCAGAAAACAAGUCCAAGGCAGAACCUGAUACUAGCAAGGCGCGAUCCCUUCUUCGGAGUUGUUGCUUCAGAUUGAGCCCGAGAGCAUUUAUGUUCGACCGCAAACUGAGAUCCGCGAUAGAAGAGAUGGAUGGCAGAUUAAUGGAUGUUAUCACUCGAAAAGAUACUCUAAACUUGAGAGAGACUAACGGGAAUCGAUCAGCAGACCGCCGACAGGAUAAGCCGCUUCCCACCACCUAUUUGCCUGAGCCUGGUUUUGUUAGUAGGGAGGAUGAAAAAAGGGAGAUCCUCAAAUUACUGACAGGAGAAGAGGACGAUAGAACAUAUGCGGAUCUAAAAAUGAUUCCCAUCGGGAUGGGAGGUGUUGGGAAGACGUCUCUGGCUCAGCAAGUCUACAAUGAUGCUAGAGUCACCGGCUAUUUCGAUGCGAAAGCAUGGGCUUGCGUUUCCGAUAAUUUCGACGUGCUUGCUAUUACAAAGACAAUCCUAGAGACAACCGUUGGCCAUUUGUCUUGUGAAGGUAAGGACCUGAAUUGGCUUCAAGAUAAGCUUAAGGAAAACCUUUCGAGGAAGAAGUUUCUUGUUGUUUUAGACGAUGUUUGGAACGAGAAUUAUGGAAACUGGACUACCCUUUUGAAGCCUUUUCAAUCGGGAGCAAAGGGAAGCAAGAUUAUCGUCACAACUCGUAAUUUCCGUGUUGCUGAAAUAGCCCGUGCUCCACCAUAUACUCUAAAAGAGUUGUCACAAGAUGCUUGUAUGACUUUGUUUGCAUUUCAUGCUCUUGGAGUUGGAAAUUUCGAUCGUCAUCCCCAUCUUGAAGAAUUAGGUCGAAAAAUAGUGAAAAAAUGCCAAGGGUUGCCAUUAGCCGUGAAGACUUUGGCCGGGCUGCUAAGCUCUAAAGUCAGUCCCCAUGAAUGGGAAGCUAUAUUGAACAGCAAAAUUUGGGACCUACCAGAAGAAAAGGGCUUGUUGGAGGGAAGAGAAGGAAAGAAUCAUUGGAAUGCAGGUUUGAGACUUUUCAACGAGCUAGUAUCUAGAUCGUUACUUCAAAAGUCGAGUAGAAGUGAAUCACGAUUCUUGAUGCAUGAUCUUGUGAAUGACCUGGCAAAGCUAGUUGCAGGUGCAACCUAUUUCAACUCAGAGGAGUUUAAGUUCGAAGGUAAUCAAUAUACUGCAUCUUUAGCUCGUCAUGCCUCAUUCAUACCCAACCGUCGCAUUGUGUCAGAAAGAUUCAAAAUAUAUCAUGGAAUGAAGGGACUUAGGAGCUUCAUAUCGUUAGAUAAGCAAUAUAAUAGUUCAUUUUUGUCUCAGAAAGUGCUAUGUGACUUGUUAUCUAGAUUGAAGUACUUAAGGGUGCUUUCAUUAAGUGGCUACCAUAUCAGAGAGGUACCGGAUUGCAUUGGCAAACUAAGACACUUAAGGCACCUUAAUCUGUCACAUACUGAUAUUAGAACGCUUCCAAAGUCAGUUGUUGCAUUAUACAACCUAGAGGCUUUGAUGUUGCGGGGCUGUCACUAUCUUAUUGAAUUACCAAAAGGUAUUGAGAAACUGAUUAAUCUGAGAUUUCUCGACAUUACCGACACUCCGAGCUUAAGAGCGAUGCCACUGUAUAUAGGUAAUAUGGUGGGUCUUGAGAUAUUGUCCAAAUUUGUAGUGGGAAUGGAAACAAGAUCGAGGUUAAAGGAGUUAAAAAAGUUGAAUAACUUUCGAGAGGAACUGUUCAUCUCUGAUUUGCAUAAGGUUCGAGAAGCCGAAGAUGCCCAAGAUGCCAAUUUACACACGAAGGAGGGAAUAUGCCGGUUGACCAUGCAAUGGAGUACGGAUUUUGAAAAUUUGCGGAAUGAAGAGCUUGAGGCAGAAGUCCUGGACUUUCUUCGCCCUCACAAAAACCUUGCAAAUUUCGAAAUAUCCUACUAUGGUGGCCUAGAAUUUCCGUCAUGGUUCGGAAGUCCCCGACAUGUUAACAUAGUUCAUUUACGAUUACAUGGGUGUCGUCGCGCCAAAGCAUUACCAUCACUUGGGCAGCUAUUUUCAUUGAAAGAAUUGUACAUCGAAGGUCUAAAUGCGAUAUGCACGAUAGGGUUUGAAUUUUAUGGAACUAAAAGUCCUUUUCCGUCCUUAAUUACUUUGGUGUUCAAGGACAUGCCAUUGUGGGAGGACUGGUCUCAUCGCGUCGGCACUGAAGAAGUAGGAGUAUUAUUCCCUUGUCUUGAGCAUCUCGUCAUUAAGGAUUGCCCUAUGUUGAUCGGAAGAUUGCCUAGUCAACUAAGCUCCCUCGUAAUGCUUGAAAUCAACUCUUGUCCUCAUAUGGAUGUCUCGCCCUCUAUCACGAGCCUUCCAUCUCUCAAUGAAUUAAACUUUGGAGGUUGUAAUGAGGGGGUGCUGAAGAGUUUGGUAAACCUGACAUCUCUAACUGCUCUUGCCAUUGAAAAUGUUGCUGAAUUAACUUGCUUAAAUCAUGGGUUCACAAGCUCCUUGAUCAAGCUAGAGAAGUUGGAGAUGCGCAAUUGUAACGAGUUAAUAUACUUGUGGCAAGAUAGAGAUGUCAUCCGAAAUCUCGCUUGCCUGAAGAACUUAGUCGUCGAUGGAUGUCCGAAAUUCAUAUAUUUUGUGGCUGGAGAAGGAGAUAUAGAGCUGCCCGGCAAUCUCAAGACUAUCAAAUUGACAAAUUGCGUCAAUUUAGAGAAGCUCCCAAGCAAAAUGCAUACCCUCUCCUCUCUUAUAAACUUGACGGUCAAUAACUGUCCAAAACUCGUGUCCUUCCCCGAAACAGGUAUACCGACAUCGGUGGUAUCAUUAAAUGUCAGUGGCUGCAAUAUGUUGCAAUCUUUACCCAAAGGAUUAAGUAUUCAUCCAGAUGAACCAAGCAGUGGCAACAGCAGCAAUAGCAAUAAUCGCAUUGACAUGACAUCUUGUCUGCAAAAAUUAUCAAUCUACGAAUGUAAUUCUCUGCCAGCCUCUCUAUUCAACGAGGGUAGAUUUUUACCUGCGACCCUCAAGACACUUACGAUUUCUUACUGCAAUGGAGUGGAGUCACUCGCGGAGAUAAAUGUAGACCGUCUUUGGUCGCUUCAAGAGAUUGAAAUUGGGGAUUGCAAGAAUUUGAGAAGUUUACCUCCGUGCCUACACACACUGUCCCAUCUCACUUCCUUGGCAUUGGUCAACUGUCCUGCGCUGGAGCUAGAGUGCUUCCCUCCUCUUCCUCUCAGCAUCUCGAGAUUUUCUCUUUAUAAUUGUCCGAAGAUAAAAUCGUUACCUGAUAAGUUGUAUCAACUUCCAUGUCUAUGUACACUCAAUAUUUCAGAGUGUGAGAGUAUUGCGCGCUUCCCCCACGGAGGAUUGCCGCCCCAGCUACAGGAACUUAAGGUAUGGGAUUGUGGGAGUAUGAAGCAGCCGGUGAGGGAGUGGCUUACCCGCCUCACCUCCCUUCAAUCUCUGUAUAUCGACGGCAGGGUGGGAGGAGUGGGAGAGGAGAAGGAUCUUCGGCUUCCGCUCCCUUCCUCUCUGCUCCAUCUCUUUAUGCGGAACAUGGGGAAGGUGGAAAGACUGUCCAGCAGUCUCCCUCCCUCUCUCCUGUUGUUAUGGAUCAAAGAUUGCCCGAAGCUGAGGGAGUUGCCCCAGGAUGGCCUCCCUCCCUCCCUAGAAUACCUCUGGAUCGAAAGAUGUGGGAUUCUGGAGGAGCGAUGCAAGAAAGGGACCGGCCGCUAUUGGCCCCUCAUCCGCGAAAUCCCGCUGGUCAUAUUGGCCGAUUACGCAAUUGAGUCAAUUACUUAA
Messenger RNA from Syzygium oleosum, 4183 nucleotides. Its product is annotated as putative disease resistance RPP13-like protein 1. Lineage: Eukaryota; Viridiplantae; Streptophyta; Magnoliopsida; Myrtales; Myrtaceae. Gene Ontology annotation, molecular function: ADP binding. The record is from RefSeq and is a predicted model, not a curated record. Bases 140 to 4183 code for a protein of 1347 amino acids. The transcript is spliced from 2 exons.